UAAUUCCUUUACUCGCGACCAAUUUUAAACUACUUACAGAGACAACUAAUGCUUACCUCCCACAUUUCCGUUACUAAACGGCAUAUUCUAAAACUUGAUUAGUUUUGCAUAUUUUUAUUUGCACAGUUCAUUUCAAGCAUAAAAAAUUAUAAAAGUUCAACUUAUCACCAACACAAUAAAAAUAACGGAACCACAGCAGGGAUCCGCGGAUGUGGUUAGUUAAAGGCCGUCUAACAAUUUGAUACCGCUCUUCACUAAUAGAUAGCGUCUGAGCUCACGAUAUAACCGCGUAUUCUUCCUCUUCGCGGCAGUGCCUGAACGAUCGGUUUUUUCCUAGGCCAAAAAGAGACGACGCGAGAGUGAACUUUUUGUGACUCUUCCGAAACCGCGCAAGAAUCAAUUUAGUUGAACUGCGCUUGUCCGUCGCCCUCGUUCUAUAUGAAGCGGACGGAGAGGGAACGACCCCGCGCGGCGUGACGCAAUCGAACGCGACUCUCAUUUCCGCACAUGCCCGUGACGUUCCCCGGUGUGUCACAAAAACUCAAUCGUGGGAGGGGAUGAUUCCCGAGUUGACGGAAAGAAAACAUUGCCGUGUGCUGUGUAAUGGUAGUCCGGCGAUCGUUUAGUAACUUUUUUGGUGUUUCUUCGCGUCGGAAACCCGUAUGCACAAAACCCCGUCCUGAUGAAUGAACGCAGCGACGAAGCAUCUUCCUUUGCACGCUGCUGUUAAGUUUUUCUCAACGCGGCAACGGUUUCUUUGUGCCAGUUUAUUAAAAUCCAUCUAGGAUGCGUUAGUUCGCUAUGUCGGCCGAAUCGACUCACCUUUUCGCCUGAUUGUUUCCCGGGUGAAUGUUCGACAGUUCGAUUUCGUGUGUGCGCGUCGUGUGAGGGAUUAUUACGGCCAUAAUCAUGGAAACUCACAUCGACAAGGAAUCGGGGGCCUUGGGCGGUUUGUUCCAGCAGAUCAUCAUGGACAUGAAGAACGGUAUGCCUCUUUGGGAGGACCUCAUUGCGAAAGCUACAAAGUUACAUUCCUCGCUGAGGGCGACGAUCCUCGCGGUGACGGCCUAUUUGGACGCGUUCCAGAAGAUCGCGGACAGCGCGACCAACGCGCGAGGAGCUACGAGAGAAAUCGGAACUGCCCUAACAAGGAUUUGUUUGAGACACAAGGCAGUGGAGAACAGAAUGAAGCACUUUACGGGGGUGAUCAUGGAAUGCCUCAUCAUCCCUCUACAAGAAAAACUUGAGGAGUGGAGGAGGACGGUGCUGAAUUUGGACAAGGAACAUGCUCGUGAUUAUAAACGCGCGAGGGCGGAACUGAAGAAACGCUCGACUGACACCCUGCGGCUUCAAAAGAAGAUGCGCAAGGGGGCGGGCGGCGACGUUCAAAAACGUUUCGAGUGCGGUCUCCAGGACGUGACGGAGAGGCGGCAACUGCUUGAGGAGACGGAGAAACACGCGGUAAGGGCGGCCCUGAUCGAGGAGCGGGGCCGGUUCUGCGCCUUCGUCGGACUAUUGAAGCCGGUCGUCGACGAGGAAGUGGCGAUGAUGUCGGAGAUGUCCCAUCUGCAGGAAGCGGUCCAGCAGUUGGAGAAGCACGCGGGCGAUCCGACAACAUUGCCACCCGCAUCCGAACAGGUGAUCGCCGACCUGAAGAGUUCGGACAGCGGAUGGUCGUUUCAGACGCCGCCGUCGUCGCCGUCGAGCCUCGGCUCCCGGAAGUCGUCCAUGUGCUCGAUCAGCUCGCUGAACAGCUCGUCGUCGAGUAGCUCGAAGAGUCACUCGCCGAGCCAUCCCCACUGGCAAAGGUCGCUGUCCCAGCCUGUGGGCCGGUUAUGUGGCCCCGCGCGCGUUUUGUCGGUGUCUAGCCGGGACUCUGGGUUCACCUCGCAAGACACUCUGUAUCCCAGACCGCCUUCGUCUAUCAGCAUCAGCCAGGUCUCGAACAUGUCCGAACACAUUGGUCACACUGGAGGCGGCGGCGGCGGUAGUAGCUCGAGCACGCCUUGCACGCCGUUUCCCGCGGCCACCGUCCCCGUCGCCAAUACCGCGACGUGGCCUAAUCUGCAGGAAACGAUGCAGUUCGAGCGGGCGGCGUCCGCCAUUAUUGGCGACCGACCCCACACCAUAUCGUCGGCGUACGAAAAAGGUCACUCGAGGCCCCCGCUGACUGUCCACACGUUCCAGGCCCCUGAUCAGAGUCUGUCGCAGCCUGCGAGUCCCGUCGCGACGGACGCGGCACCCAAGAGUCCGGCCCUUUCGGCGAAGUCGCUGUCUAAACCGCCUCUGCCUACGCGUUGCUCUUCGCUCGAGCGACCAUCGGCUCCGCCCGGAGGCGUGCCCGCCAAAUCAAUCAUCGGGAUGCAGGGGGUGAGGGUAUUGCCGCCUGGCGCGACCGAACAGUUGGCGCUGCGCAAGAACCCUCCCUCCGCGUUGCCUGCCCACUUGUCGAAGGCGCAGCAGCAGCAGCAGCAACAGCCGACGUAUGUCAACAUGCACGAGCUGGCGAGUAUGGCCGCGCAGAAGGAGGCGUUCCCGCCUCCGCCCGCCGACUUCGUCAGUCCUCCCGAAAAGCCGGAGGGCGAGAAGGAAAGCAGCACCAGCGAGAGUUCACUGGAGUCGUCUAGUGGCUAUGGGAGCCAGACCGCGUUCAAUAUGGACGACCAGGCACAUGUUGAUGAUGUAAACGGGGCGGCUAGCAAGUACUGCACGUUGCCGCGUAACCACGAAGCGUUCAACGCGGCCCGGCGCCGCCCCCUCUCCAUGACCGCUAUGAACACGAUCGGGUCGAUGCGCGGUAGCCUUCUGCGCCGCGGCAGCAUGCAGACCAACAAACCGCCGCCGCCCAUCCGCCGCACGUCUUCCAUAACGAACGCGUCUGCUUCAAUGGGUAGCCUGGAGAACCUGCCGCCCCCGCCGGCGUUCCUGCUUGAGCCAGGACCGCAGCAACAGCAAAAGACUGCUACCCCCACCGGCGGCGUCAACGUGGCCGAAACGGUCAAAGCGCUGACAGAACUGAAACACACGCCGGCCAGUCCCAACUCGAUCCGCCGCACCUCGUCUCCUCAAAACACCUUCCAGCAGUCGCCACAGCAGCAACAGCAGCAGCUUUGCAGUUUCCAGCAGCAAACGGCGGUCCUGAGCACGUUCCAAGGUCAAACCAAAGUCGCGUAUUUGUCGCAGUCAGGGAGCGUGGUUUACGCGCAGCCGUCCGGCGGCAGUCCGAACGCCGUUCGACGCAUCACUAGUUUCCGAUCUCAGAGCGCCGACCGGAAGUCGGACGGUCCAAACAAGGUCGGCUCGAAUUUUAUCGCGUCGCUGAACGCGAAACUGGCGCCCAACCUGAGCCCGAGGGCGUCGCGGCGCAACUCGGAAGAUCGAGGCUGCGCACCCGCGGUUAAUAAGACUCCUGCGCAGCAGCAGCGCGGUCCAGGCCAGAGUUUUCUCGACUCGUUGAACGCUAGACUGGCACAGCAGCAUGCGGUCGUCGGUGGCGCCGCCAACGCCGCACAGCUAAAGGCCAACAAGAUCAGGCAGAUUAUUAAUAGUAAGGCGCAGGGCGGUCCACAAGAGGAAUUCUUUUAAUAUCCCGCCGGACCCGAAGGUGUGCCACGAGUCCCUGAUGGACCAGAUCAAGCGCGGCGCGACCUUGAAACGAGCCAAAAUCGUCAACGACCGCUCCGCCCCAAAAAUUUACUGAACUGAUUUAAGUCGACAAAUAAU
Messenger RNA from Cylas formicarius (sweet potato weevil), 3723 nucleotides. RefSeq names its product protein MTSS 2. The transcript is spliced from 16 exons. The record is from RefSeq and is a predicted model, not a curated record. Gene Ontology annotation, molecular function: phospholipid binding; actin binding. NCBI's taxonomy places the organism in Eukaryota, Metazoa, Arthropoda, Insecta, Coleoptera, Brentidae. Gene Ontology annotation, biological process: cell projection assembly; plasma membrane organization. Gene Ontology annotation, cellular component: actin cytoskeleton; cytoplasmic side of plasma membrane. Bases 910 to 3585 code for a protein of 891 amino acids.